Molecule: messenger RNA, 2141 nt
Organism: Lactuca saligna
Lineage: Eukaryota; Viridiplantae; Streptophyta; Magnoliopsida; Asterales; Asteraceae
Source: the annotation of a GenBank genome assembly
AUGGAGGGAGGGAGUAGAAAUGGAUCAACAUCUUUCUCAAGUAAAUGUACUCUUUUAGUCCACAGGAAUCUCUGCUGUUUUUCCUCUCAAGCUUUUGUGAAGCUGUCAAAACCAGGAUCAAUGAUGAUGGAUUCCUGUGAUUGCUUCGAGACGCAAUGGCCUGCUGACGAGCUUUUGGUCAAGUAUCAGUACAUAUCUGAUUUCUUCAUAGCCUUCGCCUACUUCUCCAUUCCAUUAGAACUCAUAUAUUUCGUUCAGAAAUCAGCAUUCUUCCCGUAUAGAUGGGUCCUUAUGCAGUUCGGUGCUUUCAUUGUUCUAUGUGGAGCGACUCAUUUCAUAAAUCUCUGGACAUUUUCGUCCCACUCCAAAACCGUUGCUAUCGUAAUGACUGUAGCCAAACUCUCUACAGCUUUUGUGUCAUGUGUCACUGCUUUGAUGCUUGUUCACAUUAUCCCCGAUCUACUGAGUGUAAAAACAAGAGAAUUGUUCUUAAAGCAAAGAGCUGAAGAUCUGGAUCGCGAAAUGGGAUUAAUCAUUAAGCAAGAAGAAACCGGAAGACACGUUAGAAUGCUAACACAUGAAAUCAGAAGCACACUCGAUAGGCACACCAUAUUGAAAACUACUCUGAUUGAGCUUGGUAGGAAUUUGGAUCUUGAAGAAUGUGUUCUCUGGAUGCCAUCAAGAAAAGGCAUGAUCCUUCAGCUUUCUCACUCUUUACACAAUCUAAUACCAUUGGCUUCCACAGUUCCAAUUAAUCUCCCGAUAAUCACAGAAGUGUUCAAUAGCGCUGAAGCCAUAAGAAUCCCUCAUAACUGUCCAUUAGCACGAAUCAGAACCCCUGUUGGAAGUUACAUCCCACCUGAAGUGGUUGCUGUUCGUGUCCCUCUCUUACACCUCUCUAAUUUUGAAAUCGACAACUGGCCUGAUCACUCUGCAAAAAGCUACGCUGUCAUGGUUUUGAUUCUUCCUUUAAAUGGUGUAAGAAAAUGGCGUGACCAUGAACUUGAACUUGUAACCGUGGUUGCUGAUCAAGUCGCUGUGGCUCUUUCUCAUGCCUCCAUUCUAGAAGAAUCCAUGCGGGCCCGUGGUCAGCUCAUGGAUCAAAACUUUGCUUUGAAAGUGGCUCGACAAGAAGCUGAGAUGGCAAUCCAUGCACGUAAUGAUUUCCUUGCUGUGAUGAAUCAUGAGAUGAGAACACCAAUGCAUGCAAUCAUAGCAUUAUCUUCGCUUUUAUUAGAAACCGAGCUUACACCUGAUCAAAGGGCAAUGAUAGAGACGAUUCUCAAGAGUAGCAAUCUUCUAGCAACACUGGUAAAUGACGUUCUUGACCUUUCUAGGUUGGAAGAUGGGAGCCUAGAGCUUGAAAGUGAAGUGUUUAAUCUUCAUGGUUUGUUGAGAGAGGUUGUGAGGUUGAUAAAUCCAAUUGCGUCUGUGAAAAACACAUCCAUGACAUUGAAUUGUGAUGUUGAUUUACCUAAUUUUGGUGUUGGUGAUGAGAAAAGACUUAUGCAGAUCAUCUUAAAUGUUGUUGGGAAUGCAGUUAAGUUUACAAAAGGAGGUCAUGUCUCGAUUCAAGCCUCUGUUUUGAAUCCAGAGUAUUUACAAGAAUGGCAAACUCCUGAAUUCUGCCCUACUUUCACCCAGGGUCUCUUCUACCUUCUUGUACAGGUGAAGGAUUCUGGGAGUGGAAUUAAACAACAAGACAUUCCACACGUUUUUACAAAAUUUUCAGAGCCUCGAAGCGCGUCCAACCGAAGCGGUGGUGGUGCGGGUCUUGGACUUGCAAUCUGCAAAAGGUUUGUGGAUAUGAUGGGAGGUCAUAUAUGGAUAGAGAGUGGAGGGUUAGGGAAGGGUACAACGGUGGCGUUUCUAGUGAAAGUGGGUGAGUGCAAUUACCAAAAUGACCUUUCGAUUGUCCGACCUAAAGCAAGAGCAAGACCCCAUCAAGGGAGUGGUGAACUCAUUAAACAUAGAGGAGAUGAAUCCUACAGAGGAGGGACUGCUUCUUUCCAUGCACACGAUCAUAACAGUUUCUAGCUUAAAAAAAAAAAAAAAAAAACUAUUUUUGUAUUGCAUGAUAUUAAUAGCCAAAAAAUGAAUGGUAACCCCAGAUCUAAAUUACCAUCCAUCUUGUAGUUGUG